This is a messenger RNA of Rhipicephalus microplus (southern cattle tick), 1642 nucleotides long. RefSeq names its product venom serine carboxypeptidase-like. Gene Ontology annotation, molecular function: serine-type carboxypeptidase activity. NCBI's taxonomy places the organism in Eukaryota, Metazoa, Arthropoda, Arachnida, Ixodida, Ixodidae. The record is from RefSeq and is a predicted model, not a curated record. Gene Ontology annotation, biological process: proteolysis.
GUCGCGGAUUCAUAUGUGGGCACAUCGGGACGAAGAGUCUUGACGUUCGCAUCGAGAUGCAACUGGCCGCGGUUCUGUUGCUGCUUUGCUCGACUCUUCUUGUCCACGUCCGAGGGCAGGCCGGUGAUGAAGGCCAGAACGUGGAGGAACUUGUGCCCAGACAAUGAGAACAGCAUAAGCAAUGACAACGCUGACCUGGAUAAUACACCGACUGAAGGAGAGCGCCUGUUUUUGACGCCUCUUAUCAACGCGGGUAGUCUCGAGGAGGCCAAGUCGUACAGCAGGGUGGGGCCCAUCGGGGCUGAUUACGAGGUGCCCAGUUACUCUGGCUACAUCACUGUCAACCCACAGUACAAUAGCAACCUAUUCUUCUGGUUCGUGCCUUCACUGAAAGACCCAGAGAAUGACCCAGUGAUACUGUGGAUGCAAGGGGGACCUGGUACAUCCUCACUCCUGGGAUUCUUCAACGAGCAUGGUCCUUACUAUCUGUCCGAUGAUGGCAACGAGGCGGCCUUUCGUGAUCUCACCUGGGCGAAACGCUACUCGAUGCUCUACGUAGACCAACCCGUGGGGACGGGAUACAGUUACACCGAAAACGACGCCGGCUAUGCCCGCAAUCAGACCGAAGUUGGUCGCGACAUGUUCGAGUUCCUGCAACAGUUCUUCACGAUGUUCGGCGAGCUGGCCCAGAACGACUUUUACAUCGCGGGUGAAUCGUACGCCGGAAAGUACGUGCCGACUGUGGGGGCCGCGCUGCACGAGAACGCGGACACGAUGCGGGUCAAGAUUAACUUCCGCGGCAUCGCCUACGGCAACGGUCUGACGGACCCUAUAAACAUGAUGGAUUUCGGCAGUUUCAUCUACGGCAUCGGCCUCAUCGACCGCGCCGCCGCUGACUACAUGUUGCGAGUCGCCAGGGAUGCGGUCGCCAUGGUCCGCGCGGGUAACACAGUCGAGAGUGGCCUCAUAAUGGACCGCCUUUUCUUCGGCAUCCUGACGCACGAAACUUUCUUUCAAGAACGUCACGGGCUUCGACUACUACUACAACUACCGACUGACACGGAGCCCGAAGGCAGCAAGGCGUACAAGGCAUUCGUCCAGAAGCCCGAGGUCAGGCGCGCCCUGCACGUGGGUUCACAAGGAUUCAGCAUGGGUCGGGAACUCGUGGCGGCCCACUUCAUCACCGACAUUAUGCGCUCGGCGGUGCCGCAGUUCACCGCGGUGCUGGAGAACGGCUACAAGGUGCUGGUGUACAGCGGCCACUUGGACAUCUGCGUGCCCACGACGCACACCGAGAAGUUCCUGGCCAACGUGGCCUGGUCGCACGCGGACCGGUGGUCUCACGCACCCCGCCACAUCUGGCGAAGCGCCGACGGCAAGCGCCUGUACGGCUACAAGAAGACCAUCGAGAACCUGAACUUCGUAGUGGUUCGCAACGGAGGUCACGUUCUGCCUUACGACCAGCCCGAGGCCAUGUUCGAGCUCAUCACAGCCUUCAUCGACAACGAGCCGCCUUUCUCCGCUCAGGCUACCUCUACCGCGUAGGCGACACACAUGUCCCGGCGCUCACGCGUAAUUUGUUCGGGAAGCGGGGUAUUCGUGAAUAUACGUAAAGAAGAACAUAACAUAGAACAAAUUUACC